AUGAUAAAAGCGGAAAGGAGGCUGCUGGCAACGUUAGGAUUUGUCGUUCACGUGAAGCAUCCGCAUAAGUUGAUAUGUGCAUAUUGUUAUGUUUUACGUGCGCAUCAUCGUACUGACCUUAUCCAGAGAGCAUGGACGUAUAUGAACGAUGGAUUGAGAACGGACAUGUUUGUGCGGUAUUCACCAGAGACUAUUGCGUGCGCUUGUAUUUUUCUAGCUUCUCGAACAGUUCAGCCACAAGUACCGCUCCCUGACAAACCUAGGAAUUGGUAUGAGCUUUUUGAUGCGUCAGAUACUGAUGUACACACGAUAGCUAUGAUGCUCUUGAAUAUGUAUGCCAACCAAAAGGCUGUCAGCUGGAGAGAAAUGGACGAAAAAAUCGAGAAAUUGCGGUCAAAGAUUGAGGCUGAACAGAAGGCUGCGAAAGCACAACUUGUCGCUCAGAAGCUCGCCGUCGAAAAGAAGAAAGCUGAUGAAGACUCCGAUCGAGAAGAUGUGAAGAAACGUCGAGGUAAAAGCCGUAGCCGAUCACGUACAAAGUCUCGAUCAAGGAGUCCAAGACGGACCAAGUACUCGCCUAUUAGACGAAGGCGUGAUUCACCUGAGAAAAAUGGAAGGAAUAAAGGUCGAGGGGGAAAAGGUGGCCGGGAGGAUAGACGUGACAGAGAAAGACGAGAUGAAAGACGGGAAGACAAGCGGAGGCGAAGUAGGAGCCGAAGUAAAAGCCGAGAUCGAUAUUCAGAUCGCGACCGGGUAAAGGAACGAAGCAAGAUUCGAGAACGAGAGGUUUAUCAGUCGCUUGGUAAACGA
This is a messenger RNA of Ostertagia ostertagi, 810 nucleotides long. The record is from the annotation of a GenBank genome assembly. NCBI's taxonomy places the organism in Eukaryota, Metazoa, Nematoda, Chromadorea, Rhabditida, Trichostrongylidae.